Molecule: messenger RNA, 813 nt
Organism: Musa acuminata subsp. malaccensis (wild Malaysian banana)
Lineage: Eukaryota; Viridiplantae; Streptophyta; Magnoliopsida; Zingiberales; Musaceae
Source: RefSeq, a predicted model, not a curated record
CCUAUAAAUACCAAUCAACACCCACAAGAGAAGGCCCAUGACAGUGCUGCUACCUCACAUCAUGUAUAUUUUGGUCAUCUCUCUUCUUCAUCAGUUGUCCAUCUGAUGAACUGAACUCCUCGAGUCUUUUCUGCCUCUCAUCGUUUGUCCACGUAAACCCAAGAAGCCUUCGACUCAUCCUUCCAUGCCGAAACACUUCACCUAUUCACUUCUUGUCAAGCUUCGUCAUCCACCCUCCCCAUUCCCUUCCCUGUCGAAGAUGAAGAAGGCUGUUUCUUUCCUCAAGCAGAUCGGUACUGUUCUUGCAGCACUACUGAAGGCCAAGACCUUGGGCGUCAAGAGCAAAGCCAGGCUCAUGUUCUUCGACCUGCUUCGGAACAAGAAACUCCUCAUGAGUGCAAUCUCCGGCAAGAUCCAGGCACUAAAGGGCCAAGUUAAAGGUGGCCAUGGUGGCGAGGGCUACGGCAAGGCAAUAGUGAUGUACGAUGCUGCGAGGGAGGAGGUUCCUCCAAGCCCAGGGCUUAUGGAGCCACUCGAGUAUGUUGAAGAAGAAGACUACUCGGACCUAACGCACUGUCUCUUUGACAUAGAUGAGGAUGACAGUACGUCCUCCGUCGUAGAUUUGGUUCCAAGUCCUCGAGACGAUGGUUUAUAUUUCAACAUCGAGGACGAGAUCGACCAUGUCGCUGAUGUAUUCAUCAGGAGGUUCCGCAGGGAGAUGAGGUUGCAGAUGCAGGACUCACCGAGAAGGUACCAGGAAAUGUUCGACACAAGCACUUGAAACAAAACAAAGACAUGCCCUCAUUUCUUCUA